This is a messenger RNA of Prunus armeniaca (apricot), 195 nucleotides long. Lineage: Eukaryota; Viridiplantae; Streptophyta; Magnoliopsida; Rosales; Rosaceae. The record is from the annotation of a GenBank genome assembly.
AUGGCAUCGUCUCUGGCAACAACCUCGGCGGCUGCAACCACCAGCACAAAUUUGGCUCAUUAUAAAACCAAUAACAAUACUUACAAGCACAAUUGUUUAUCUAAUGUCUCCUUUUGUCUCUCUCCCAAGCCUAAGCUCCGAUUCUUCUCCAAGCUACGCUUUGUUUUCCGGGAAAAUGCAGGAACGAAAGAUUAA